CAUGGUAGUGCACUUAAAUUCAGGGUCACACUUGGUAACUGCUAACAGAACAGAUUUAAAACCACAAAGAGCACAACUGGAAUAUUUGUAUUGAUACACCAUUGGGAAUAACUAACAUGCUGUUACUAAUCAGUAUCAUUCUCACCUUGUGGGUUUCCUGUGCUCAUGGGCAAGGAAGAACUUGUGGUUUUCCAGAAAUAAAACAUGGAAACAUAUAUGAUGAAGACAGAUAUAAACACAACUUCCCAGUUGCUCUGGGAAAGUAUUUCUACUACUCGUGUGAUCACAGCUUUGCAUCUCCUUCACAAUCACUCUGGACUAAAAUAACCUGCACAGAGGAAGGAUGGUCACCAACACCAAAGUGUAUCAGACAGUGCUUUUUCCCUUGGGUGGAAAAUGGUCAUUCUGCCUCUUCGGGACAAACACACCAGGAAGGUGACACUGCGAAAAUUGUCUGUGAUACAGAUUAUCGCCUUUUAAAUAAUCAGAGCAACAUCACAUGUACAGAGAGUGGCUGGUCCAUCCCUCCUAAAUGCAGUUCGACAGACCCUAAAAGAAAAUGUGGGCCUCCUCCACCUAUCGACAAUGGAGACAUUACCUCAUUCCCAUUAUCAACGUAUGCUCCAGGAUCAUUAGUUGAGUACCAAUGCCAGUCCUUCUAUGAACUUCAGGGAAACAAGAAUAUAAUAUGUAGUCAUGGACAGUGGUCAGAACCACCAAAGUGCUUGGAUGCAUGUGUGAUAUCAGAAGAAGUCAUGGAUAAACAUAACAUACAGUUACGAUGGAGACAUGAAAAAAAAUUUUAUUCUAAAACAGGAGAUAUUAUUGAAUUUGUAUGUAAAAGUGGAUAUCAUAAAAAGACACCACAUCACACAUUUCGAAUAACCUGUCAGGAAGGGAAACUGGAAUAUCCCACUUGUGUAAAAAACAAUGGCUAAAAUGCAGUCCUAAAAUUAAAAUAUGUACAUUUAUUCUGAAUUUUUCAUUAUGAAUCCAGUUCUUCUCAGUUAUUGUUUCAACUAUUGCUUAACCAAUUUUUAUUCAUAAAUCAGAAUUUGUGUUAAAUAAUAUGUGGUUGCUAUAAUCUGAGAGUCAAGUGAAUCAUUUCUUAAAAGCACUACAUUAUAAUUUGGUGAACCAAAAUGCUGUGUCCUAUUCAUGAAAUAUAUGUGGCAAGAAGUUAGAUGAGAUCACUUCAGUGCCUGCUUCUAUCCAUCUUUCUCCUAUCUCAAAGAUUUCUCCACAACUCUUGAGAAUGCCUGAAGUUCUCCAUUUCAGAGGCAAUGGGGAAAAAUGCACCCAUCUUCAAAAUAAUAUUACUUCACAAACCUAUAGAAGCCUAUAUCAUAUCUAUGUUAGUAAUAAGAUGUAAGUAGUUAUCAUUUACUUUUGCUUAUCGAUAAAUGGAUAUAUAUGCCAAAAAAUGAUGAAAUGCAUGUCUCCUACAAGAUGUCUCUCUAGCAAAUGUAAUAAUUCAAACAAAUCAUAAAGAGGAAUUUGAAUCUAA
Messenger RNA from Herpailurus yagouaroundi (jaguarundi), 1507 nucleotides. RefSeq names its product complement factor H related 2 (gene CFHR2). Lineage: Eukaryota; Metazoa; Chordata; Mammalia; Carnivora; Felidae. Gene Ontology annotation, molecular function: complement component C3b binding. The record is from RefSeq and is a predicted model, not a curated record. The transcript has 6 exons. Gene Ontology annotation, biological process: complement activation. The coding region runs from base 117 to 938 and encodes 273 amino acids.